GCUCAUGCUGCCUCUGCGAGGCAGCUCUACUCCACCAUCGCCCUCGGCCCGCUUCUUUUCCCCCCAAGGACUUCAUCCGCAGCUGCCCCCAGCGCUACAACAUUCUCCGUCUGGACACAGGAGCCGCGGGUGGUGGGGAGGGAGAGGGUCAGACAUUUUAAAACUCUGGCCCAAUUGUGAUGUAAAUGCUGUGUGACCCUGGGCCAAAAUGGGCAAUGCCCCAUCUGCCCUCACCACCACCACCGCCACCACCACCGCAAAACCCAGCACGGGUUAAGUGACCUCCGUGCCCCGCCCCCGCGCCAGGCAGUGAGUCGUAGCCCCGCCUGUAAGGGUUGCUGCCGAUGUCUGCGCUCGGCCGGGAUGCCAAGCUCUGUUCCGUGGACGCCCCCAUCGGGCAGCAGGGGGUCUGCGCGACCCAUGGCCACAGCCCUCCAGCUCCCGCCUCACCGCCGCGCUAAGUGCCCGGGCGGCGCGGGGUUCCCCAGCUGGAGGAACGGGUUCUGUGAGGUCAGCGCGCCGCGGCCCGGGUCACAAUGCAGCCCUCCCCCUCGACGCCCGGGCCGGGACGCGCCGCAGACACCUGCCCGGCUCCGCCCGGACCGGAGCGUCCUCCCGCGGCCAGGGCUCGGGCAGCUGCUUCCAGCCUGGGACCGGCCUCGGCCUCCGGCAGAGCGCCCCGGGGCCUGGACAUGAGUGCCCAGGAGCCCCCGCAGGGUCGGAGAUUCCCCAUUGAGGCCGGAGACUCCCCUGGCCUUGCCGCCGCCCCCGAGUCCCAGGACAGCCCGGAGCCAGUAGCUACGGAGCACAACCCAGUCAGGCCGCUUCGACGCUGCCCCGGCUGCCACUGCCUGACGCUGCUGCACGUGCCCAUCGACGUCUACCUGGCCAUGGGCGGGAGCCCCCGGGCCCGCGCCACCUGAGUGCGCCUGCGCACGGCGGCUCCGCGGGAGCCGGGCGGGGACGGGGCCCGCCGCGGGCCACCACGCUGAGGUCGCGAGCGCGCC
Dama dama (fallow deer) is the source of this 1007-nucleotide messenger RNA. It is a transcript of the gene FAM229A, whose product is annotated as family with sequence similarity 229 member A. The transcript has 3 exons. The record is from RefSeq and is a predicted model, not a curated record. Lineage: Eukaryota; Metazoa; Chordata; Mammalia; Artiodactyla; Cervidae. The coding region runs from base 537 to 923 and encodes 128 amino acids.